AGAUCAUCUCCUUCUCAAACACACACCAAACCCAAAAUGGCUUUGAAGAUGAACUUUGUGUUGCAGAAAAGCGAUCAUUUCAUGCUUAAAAAAGAUAGACAAUCCAUUAAUGGCAUCAAGGUCGCAACUAUAUCAUGCAGAGCCAGAUCCAGCGAAUUGCCCACAAUUAACAAAAAGAAUCUGUACCAAGUUCUUUCAUUAGAGUCCCAAACUGUUGGUUUCCAUGAGCUCAAGAAGGCGUAUCGAGCCAAGGCUCGUCAAAUCCAUCCCGACGUUGUCCCAUCCUCCGUAAAGGAGGAAUGCACGAAGAAGUUCGUGGAGUUACGAGAAGCGUAUGAGAUUCUUUCGGAUCCAAAUUCUCGAAGAUUGUACGAUUUGAGCUUGGUUGAAUCGAAAUGCAACUCGAGAAUGGUGUGGGAAAUGCAACUCGAAGGGCUGAAACAACGAUCGGCCAAUCGGUCGGAGAGACGGAAUGAUAUAUUUGUGAAGGGUUUAUGAUUAACGAUACAAUUGUUUUAUUCGUUGUUAUGCAAAUCCUUUGAGCUCCAUUUGAGGUGUACGGUCUUUUGUUCAUUGGUGCGGGCCAUUUUUAUGAGCAUGAAGAAACCCAUUAAUUAAUAUUAAUUCCUAUUCUUUUUUGCAUUCAGAUUAUCGUUUCGUUAUUUCGUAUCCAUUUU
Molecule: messenger RNA, 677 nt
Organism: Cynara cardunculus var. scolymus (artichoke)
Lineage: Eukaryota; Viridiplantae; Streptophyta; Magnoliopsida; Asterales; Asteraceae
Product: chaperone protein dnaJ 20, chloroplastic-like
Exons: 1
Coding region: 37-498 (153 amino acids)
Cellular component (GO): chloroplast
Source: RefSeq, a predicted model, not a curated record